AAAAAAAAAUCCGAAAAAACAAAAUAUAAAAAUCAAAUCAGACUUUGAAAACGAAAAGAAAAAAAGGCCAAAAAAAAAAAAAAAAAAACCUCAAAAAGCCAACUCUCUCUCUUAUCUUGUCCAGCUAGCUUUAGCUUCUUCUUUCUCUGCAAUCCAACUUUCAACUUGUACACAACCUUAUUCUUCAAUCAAAAGCCUCAUAACGCGUUCAAGUAUUCAUUUCUCUCAAAGUUCAUCCAAAUAUAUUCGUUUUCGUUUUCGUCCUGUAAAUCAAUCUGUAAGGAUUUUCGUUUUGGAUUCUUUUGCUUGAUUUUGUCCGUACGUUCAUGGCGAUUUCACCUCAAAGUUUCCCGCCGAGAAGACGUCGAGCGUCUUCGGCGGGAUCUUCCAUAGAUCCGAAGCAGUCGGAAUUCAAUCUCUUACAAUCUCUAUUCCUUAUUUCCAAGGAGAUUUGCGCUCUGCCACAGCCUCUUCCGCUUCUUCUGUCUCGGAAGGCAAAGCUGCUUUCGAUUCUAUUCGAGGAGUUUCUUCGCUGUCCCGUCUCUUUCUCGUCUCCUUCGGCUCUUCUCUGCUUCGAAGAAAUGCACAUAGUCUUGCAGAGAAUCAAGGUGCUGAUCGAGGACUGUUCGAAUAAGAGCAAGAUGUGGCUUCUUAUGAAGAACGAGUGGGUGGCUAGCAGUUUCCACGAGCUUACCGUGGAAUUAUCCACUCUCUUGGAUAUUUUCCCUGCCAAGGAGGUCGAAUUAAGCGAAGACGUCGAAGAACUUGUUUGUUUGGCAAGAAAACAGUGCUCGCGUACGAAAGCUUUCGUCGAUCCCGCUGCUGAGGAUCUCAGGCGAGAGGUUUUGACCAUGCUCGAUCGGAUCAAGAACGAAAUCGUACCUGACCAAUCCAAGCUCUCUGAGAUGUUUUCGAAAUUAGGGCUGCGUGAUUCGUCUAGCUGCAGAGAUGAGAUUGAGAGCCUACAAGGUGAAAUUCAAAACCAAAUCGAUGAGAAAUCCAAAUCCGAAGUCAUCGCUUUGAUUGGAUUCGUUCGAUAUGCCAAAUGCGUUCUUUUCGGAGCGUCGACGCCGACAUCGGAUAUCAACCGCCAGAAAUCGGCUUCGGAUUUGUCAAUUCCGGCUGAUUUCCGGUGCCCAAUCAGUCUCGACCUCAUGCAGGAUCCGGUUGUAGUGUCAACGGGACAGACGUACGAUCGCGAGUCGAUCAAACUCUGGAUGGAAGCGGGACACAAGACGUGUCCCAAGACAGGUCAGACUCUGGCCCACACGGACCUCAUCCCCAACCGCGCGUUGAAGAAUCUCAUCGCUAUGUGGUGCCGCGACCAAAAGAUUCCAUUCGAAAGCGCGGAAAAUAAGGAAAGACUCAAAUCCCAUGUAAUCAACAAGGCGGCUCUGGAAGCAACUAGAAUGACGGCGUCGUUUCUUAUCAAGAAAUUGUCUCCUUCCCAGCCAAUGGAAAUCGCAAACGGUGUCGUUUAUGAGCUUCGCGUGCUUUCCAAGACAGAUUCCGAUAGCCGCGCCUGCAUCGCCGAAGCCGGAGCUAUACCUUUACUUGUACGGUACUUGAGCGCCGACGUUGGCGCUGACCACCCGAACCUACAAGUCAACGCCAUCACGACGAUCCUCAACCUCUCAAUCCUCGAAGCCAACAAAACCCGCAUUGCCGAAACCGACGGUGCUCUAAACGGCAUCAUCGACGUGCUCCGUAAUGGUGUCACGUGGGAAGCGAAAGGCAAUGCGGCUGCGACCAUAUUCAGCUUAUCUGGCGUGAACUCGUACAGGAAGAAACUCGGGAGGAGGAAUCGUGUCGUCAAGGGCUUGAUAGAGCUGGCCAAAGAGGGACCCACGUCGUCGAAGAGAGACGCGUUGGUGGCGAUCAUGAACUUGGCGGGAGACAGAGAGGCCGUGGCGAGGUUAGUGGAAAGUGGAGUGGUGGAGAUGUCCGUACAGUUGAUGGACGAGUUACCGGAAGAGUCAGUGGCGAUAAUCGAAAUGUUGGUGAAGAGGGGUGGGUUGUUGGCCAUUGCGGCGUCUUUCAGUGCGAUGAAGAAAUUGGGUUUGGUUCUGAGAGGUGGGUCGGAUCGAGCCCGAGAGAGUGCGGCUGCGACGCUUGUGACCAUAUGCAGAAAAGGUGGGUCGGACAUGGUGGCGGAAUUGGCGUCGGAGGUAACAGGGAUUGAGAGGGUACUAUGGGAGUUGAUGGGGACAGGGACGAUGAGAGGAAGAAGGAAAGCAGGUACAUUGUUGAGGAUGCUUAGGAGAUGGGCAGCUGGUAUUGAUGGAGAUCUCAGGGAAAGUUAUUCGGCUAGUGUGACUUCCUCAAGAACAGUAUUGCCUAGCUGAUCCAAAAGAAUAUAUAAUAAUAUAUAUUUUUUCUUUUUCUUUUUACUUUGAAUUGAUUUGUAAAGUUUUACAUGGUAAAUUACAUUUCAUUAAUUUUUUUUUUCCUUUUUUUUUUUUUUUUUAAUAUCCCUUUGCAGUCGAUAACAAUGUCGGCUGCAAAGUAGGAACUGAUUAGUAUCAAGGAAGGGAAAAUGAGCAAUUGCUACAUGUUUGAAAUAUGUGACAUGCACUGAUUAUAGCUUGAAAGAUUUUUGUUUUUGUUUCUUCUAA
This is a messenger RNA of Ziziphus jujuba (common jujube), 2615 nucleotides long. RefSeq names its product U-box domain-containing protein 16. Gene Ontology annotation, molecular function: protein binding; ubiquitin-protein transferase activity. Gene Ontology annotation, biological process: protein ubiquitination; cell surface receptor signaling pathway. Gene Ontology annotation, cellular component: nucleus; cytoplasm. The coding region runs from base 327 to 2345 and encodes 672 amino acids. The transcript has a single exon. NCBI's taxonomy places the organism in Eukaryota, Viridiplantae, Streptophyta, Magnoliopsida, Rosales, Rhamnaceae. The record is from RefSeq and is a predicted model, not a curated record.